GAGAUUCCAGAAUUUACUAACGAAUAUAGAAUUAAACGUAAAAAUAAUGGACAUAAACAAUAUGGAUUUGUAUCUGCAUUAUUAUACGACAAGCGUAUGAAUAAGUUUAUCUUUGAAUUACGCGGUCAGGAUUCGGUUAAAAAUAAGCAAAGGGAUAUCGAGAAAGUAUUCGAUGCUCCAGACAGAUUUGAUAUCAAACAUGUUGUUAAGUUAGAGAAAUGGGAUACAAUUACCGGUGAUGAUUUACUAAUCUAUGAUAAACAAAAUGAAAUGUUAUACAAACAGAAAGAUAUAUUUUCUGCUAUGUCAAGAGAAGUUCUUGAAGAAACAGGAUUAGAUAUCAAAAAGAUUUUUUGUGAGAUUAAAUACUUUGGGUUUGAUAAGAAGAUUUUUGAAACAGAUGGGAUAAUCACCCAUGUAUUUCUAAUUAUCUUUGAUAGUUAUGAUUUCAUUCCUUAUUCAAAAGAAAAGAAAAAGGGCAAUAAAGUGAUUGCUUUGAAUUCAUAUGAUAUUUUGAAAAGGAUAAAUGAUGACAAGGAUAAAGAGACAAAAUAUUUCACGCCAACUAUUGAGAAU
Molecule: messenger RNA, 576 nt
Organism: Racocetra persica
Lineage: Eukaryota; Fungi; Glomeromycota; Glomeromycetes; Diversisporales; Gigasporaceae
Source: the annotation of a GenBank genome assembly